Molecule: messenger RNA, 673 nt
Organism: Salarias fasciatus (jewelled blenny)
Lineage: Eukaryota; Metazoa; Chordata; Actinopteri; Blenniiformes; Blenniidae
Gene: agbl4
Product: AGBL carboxypeptidase 4
Exons: 6
Coding region: 5-673 (222 amino acids)
Source: RefSeq, a predicted model, not a curated record
GAAGAUGGAGGAGAACACAGUGAGAGACGCCGAUCCUGGCAGUGAAACUGGAGGAGAGGAUGCUUUGGUUGGGAAUGUGAAUAAACUGAUGGUGACUCCACCAGGCUACUCAGGCUCACCACGAAAAGGACAUCUGGUGUUCGAUGCUUGCUUUGAGAGUGGGAAUCUGGGCCGCGUCGACUACAUCAGUGAGUUUGAGUUUGACCUCUUCAUUCGGCCUGACACCUGCAACCCUCGCUUCAGAGUUUGGUUCAACUUUACAGUGGAGAACGUCCGGGAGACACAGAGAGUCAUUUUCAACAUUGUCAACUUUUCCAAGACGAAGAGUCUGUACAGAGAUGGCAUGUCACCAGUGGUCAAGUCUACCAGCAGGCCAAAAUGGCAGAGGCUUCCACCCAAAAAUGUGUACUACUACCGCUGCCCAGACCAUCGACGCAACUACGUCAUGUCUUUUGCCUUCUGCUUUGACCGAGAGGAUGACACAUACCAAUUUGCCUAUUGCUACCCAUACACCUACUCCCGACUGCAGCAUUAUCUGGCCAGCUUGGAUCGCAGGAACCUGCCCUACCUGCAGAGGGAGCAACUGGGAUUGAGCGUGGUGAGUUUAGAUUCAUUAAAGAAUAAUGUGUGUAUGAAUGCACAUGUACACCAAAACCUGUCAAAAUGGGAGUAG